AGAGAAGGUAGAAGCAGUCACAAACAUAAACAGGCGAUAAACAGGUGCGGUGAUGGCGGCGUGGCUGGCCCGGGUGUCUCCGGGCGACGCCUGGUACAACAUGUACUCGCGCCUGCUGCGGACCAAACCUGUGGGCUCCAUGGCUUCCGGCUCGGACGACCUCACCGAGCUCGGGGAGGGGUCGGUGGCCGGGCUCGCCAAGGUCCUGACCACCGUGGACCUGGUGUCGCUCGGGGUGGGCAGCUGUGUUGGCACGGGGAUGUAUGUGGUCGCUGGGCUGGUUGCCAAGGCGAUGGCUGGGCCGGGCGUCAUCCUGUCUUUUAUCAUCGCAGCGGUGGCGUCCAUACUGUCAGGUGUGUGCUACGCAGAGUUUGGUGUCCGCGUCCCGAAGACGACCGGCUCGGCCUACACCUACAGCUACGUGACAGUCGGGGAGUUUGUGGCGUUUUUCAUCGGCUGGAAUCUGAUCCUGGAGUAUCUGAUCGGCACAGCGGCGGGGGCGUCAGCUCUCAGCAGCAUGUUCGACUCUCUGGCCAAUCACAGCAUCAGUAACUACAUGAUAACACACCUGGGCACGCUCAGAGGACUCGGUAAAGGUGAGGACACGUACCCUGACCUGCUGGCCCUGUUCAUCGCCCUGCUGGUCACAGUGAUCGUUGCUCUCGGCGUGCGGAACUCCGUGGUCUUCAACAACGUCCUCAACGCGGUCAACCUGGUGGUGUGGGUCUUCAUGAUCAUCGCCGGACUCUUCUUCCUCUCCGCCAGCAACUGGGAGGGCGGAAACUUCCUGCCCUACGGAUGGUCAGGGGUUAUGCAAGGUGCAGCGACGUGCUUCUACGCCUUCAUCGGCUUUGACAUCAUCGCGACGACAGGAGAGGAGGCAAAGAACCCAAACACGUCCAUCCCGUACGCCAUCACCGCCUCGCUGGUCACCUGCCUCACUGCAUACGUGUCGGUGAGCGUGAUUCUGACUCUCAUGGUUCCCUACGACCUCAUCGAUGGCUCGGCUCCUCUCAUGGAGAUGUUCGCCGUACAUGGCUUCCUGUGGGGGAAAUACACCGUGGCCGUGGGCUCCAUAGCCGGGCUCACCGUCUCUCUGCUGGGCUCUUUGUUCCCCAUGCCUAGAGUCAUCUACGCCAUGUCCCGGGACGGCCUGCUGUUCAGGUUCCUGUCUCACGUGUCUGCAUUCACACACACUCCCACGGUGGCGUGCGUGGUGUCAGGCUGCUUCGCUGCCCUCCUGGCUCUGCUGGUGAGCCUGCGGGACCUGAUUGAGAUGAUGUCCAUCGGCACCCUGCUGGCCUACACUCUGGUCAGCGUGUGCGUGCUCCUGCUGCGCUACCAGCCGGACGAAGAGACCGACACACACCAGUUCAUCUCCGGGGAGGACGAGGACGGCCUGAAGCACCAUGACGACGGGGCGGCGCCCACCAAAGACGACCAGAUCCUGAUCGGAGGCUCAGACGCUGACGGGUCAGCGUCCUACCACGCAGGCGGGACGGAAGGAGAAGGGGAUGACUCUGAUUUCCACACAGGCCACGCCUCGCUGCUGAAAAGGCUUCUGGGAGGUCACUUCUACACCCUGCGGCUGCGGCUGGGAUUGCCCGACGCGUCGGCCCGGCCCACCCCUGCCACCGGCCGCAUAGUGACCCGAUCCACCCUCCUCUUCUUCCUCACGUCCUUCUUCCUCUGGUCCACCGUUAUAUUUGGCGUUGAGCAGGGAGGCGGCGCCGGCGCGGUGUUCUCAGGCCUCACGGCCACGCUGAUGGCCGGUUCCUUGGCGAAGCUUUUGAUCACGAUUCUUCAGCAGCCACAGAGUGCGAGGAAGCUGCCCUACAUGGCCCCCUGUGUGCCCUUUGUACCCGCGGCGGCCAUAUUGGUCAACAGCUACCUCAUGCUUAAACUGUCGUCACUCACCUGGGCCCGGUUCACCAUCUGGUGCUUCGUAGGUCUGUUGAUCUACGGUUGCUACGGCGUGUGGCACAGCACGCUGGAGCUGAACGCCCGGGAGCAGCAGGCGCACGCCAGCUCCUACCAACGCUACGACGACCACCUGGACGACGACACCUUCUCCCCCGACGAUAACGGUUACCCAGAGGAACAGGAGGAGAAACCCUACCAGGGCUGGUCUGCCCCGGAGGAGAGGGGAUACAACCACCAGGAGAACCAGGACGACGGCCCAGAUGGAGAGCAGCAUCCGGGCCAGUGUGAGGAUAACGGUGAGCAGUCUGGAUACCAGUCUGGACCAGGAGGCCCGUCUGCGAGCAGAGGCCGAGGAAGGACCAAUCAAGGUUUUGAUGAAGAGGAGGACUGAAACCAUCUGGAACUUUAAGACUGAAAGUGCUGCUUAUAUGAAACAUGGAACCAAAUAUUCCCCAAGACGCGCAAAGUAGAGCUUA
Messenger RNA from Sander lucioperca (pikeperch), 2399 nucleotides. RefSeq names its product solute carrier family 7 member 14b (gene slc7a14b). Gene Ontology annotation, cellular component: plasma membrane. Gene Ontology annotation, biological process: amino acid transport; transmembrane transport. The transcript has 7 exons. Lineage: Eukaryota; Metazoa; Chordata; Actinopteri; Perciformes; Percidae. The record is from RefSeq and is a predicted model, not a curated record. The coding region runs from base 53 to 2314 and encodes 753 amino acids. Gene Ontology annotation, molecular function: amino acid transmembrane transporter activity.